This is a messenger RNA of Sturnus vulgaris (Common starling), 789 nucleotides long. It is a transcript of the gene CLXN, whose product is annotated as calaxin. Gene Ontology annotation, molecular function: calcium ion binding. The record is from RefSeq and is a predicted model, not a curated record. Lineage: Eukaryota; Metazoa; Chordata; Aves; Passeriformes; Sturnidae.
AUGAGCAGGAAGGGGGUGAAGGCCCUGGUGGACUCGCUGACCCGAUCCGACAAGCACUUUAACAAAAGCGAAGUGGAAUGUCUGGUCAAGCUCUUCGAUACUCUGGUGGCCAGGGCCAGCAGUGACUAUGCUGGGACCGGCUUCGACCGCACCAUGUUCCGGGACACCCUGCACAGCGCCUUCGGCAUGACGGAUGACGUGGUGCUGGACCGAGUGUUCAGCAUUUUCGAUAGAGACAACGAUGGCUCCAUCACUGUGGUGGAAUGGGUGGAAGGCUUAGGAGUGUUACUUCGGGGGACACUGGAAGAGAAGAUGAAACUCUGCUUUACCAUUUAUGACCUGAAUGGUGAUGGAUACAUUUCGAAAGAGGAAAUGUUUCAAAUGCUGAAAAACAGCCUUCUCAUACAACCAGCAGAUGAAGAGCCUGAUGAGGGAGUUAAGGACUUGGUAGAGAUAGCACUGAAGAAAAUGGACCACGAUCAUGAUGGCAAGCUUUCUUUUACGGACUUUGAAAAAACAGUCAGAGAUGAAAACCUUCUCUUAGAAGCAUUUGGACCAUGCUUGCCAGACAUAAAGAGCAGUAUCUCAUUUGAACAGAAAAUUUUCGGGGAAACUCCUAAAUAGUUGUAACUAUUGUAACUCCAUUGCUGCAUACUGUUAAAAGGGGUCUUCAUCUUCACCGUUCUUCAUGAUAUAGUAAAAAUAGUUUAAAGUUGCUCCUAAGCUUCAGUAUUCCUUUGCUGUCAAAGCUAUUGAAUAAAUGAAUUUUCUUCUGUAACUCUACCUAAA